Molecule: messenger RNA, 861 nt
Organism: Eimeria tenella
Lineage: Eukaryota; Apicomplexa; Conoidasida; Eucoccidiorida; Eimeriidae
Exons: 3
Coding region: 1-861 (286 amino acids)
Source: RefSeq, a predicted model, not a curated record
AUGUACAGCUGCAGUGCUAACAGCUGCUGCAAGUGUCUUUGUCUCUUUUCUGCUGCAGCAGCAGCAGCAGCAGCUGCAGCAGCAGGCCCCUGGCACCAUUCGGUUAGCUGCGGCUCCACGGAGACACCGCUGUCCAGCGCAGCUGCUUCGCCCCAGGUUGCUGCUGCUGCUGCUGCUGAGGGUUUGUUGCUGCUGCCGUGCCUGCUGAACGGCCAGGAGAGCAGCAGCAGAAGGCGCGACGAAGAAGCAGCAGCAGCAGCAGCAGGAGAGGCGCCCAGCAGCCGCAGCAAACUAGUUGCUGCGCUGCUGGCCCACGCAGCCAACGAGCUGCGGCCCUGGGAGCGCGGGGUGGUUUUGGCCCGGAUUCCAGUGGCGUUGGCGGAGGGACAGGAGGAGACACUGGAGCGUUUGUGGAGCAGCAGCAGCAAGAGCAGCAGCAGCAGGGGCAGCAGCAGCAGCAGCAGGCUGAGGGACUUGGCCCUCGAGCUGUUCAAAGUCGGCAGAGACAGAUUGGAGGCCCAAGAGGAAGACAAGGAGACAGAAGCUGCUGAAGACGACAGCAGCGAAACCAAAGGACGCGAAGACCAGCAGCAGCAGCAGCAGCAGCAGCAAGAAGAAGAAGAUGGGGAAGCUUCCGUAGAGGCCGACAGGAAGGACGCCGCAGGGACACAGCAGCAGCAGCAGCAGGAGGAGGACGGGGAAGAGGAGCUGGAGGUCAUGGCGUCGGACGACGAGUCUGCUGCUCGCCCAGCAGCAGCAGCAGCAGCAGCAGCAGCAGCAGCAGUGCAAGUACAGGUCCGCUGUGGAUUUGCUGCGGGACUUCAAGAUGUGUCGGCUGAAGGAAGAGACUCUUCGCCCUGA